This is a messenger RNA of Dovyalis caffra, 3708 nucleotides long. Lineage: Eukaryota; Viridiplantae; Streptophyta; Magnoliopsida; Malpighiales; Salicaceae. The record is from the annotation of a GenBank genome assembly.
AUGGAGAUGAAACUACUACUAUCUUGUUUGUCAGCAUUUAUUCUGAUCUUAUGCAGUGUAAAUCAUGUUAGAUCAGAUGCGUCUGAUCAUCGUUACAAGCCUGGAGAUGAUGUCCCUCUUUAUGUCAACAAGGUCGGACCUUUUCACAAUCCCAGUGAAACAUAUCGCUAUUUCGAUCUUCCUUUCUGUUCAUCAGGUCCCAGAAAGGACAAGAAGGAAGCCCUUGGUGAAGUGUUGAAUGGAGAUCGUUUAGUCACUGCCCCAUACAAACUUGACUUUUUAAAUGACAAAGACUCAGAAAUUGCUUGCAAGAAGAGGUUGACAAAGGAGCAAGUUGCUCAGUUCCGAGAAGUAGUUUCCAAGGACUACUACUUCCAGAUGUAUUAUGAUGACUUGCCCAUUUGGGGUUUCUUGGGGAAAGUUGAAAAGGAAGGCAAAAAUGACCCUAGCGAAUACAAAUAUUACCUCUUUAAGCAUCUUCACUUCACCAUCUUUUACAACAAGGAUCGCGUCAUUGAGAUCACUGCACAAUCUGAUCUGAACAAUGUUGUAGACCUGACUGAGGAUAAGGAAGUUGAUGUGGAGUUCAUGUAUUCAGUUAAAUGGAAGGAAACAGAAAUUCCUUUUGAGAAAAGGAUGGAGAAGUAUUCGCAGUCUUCAUCACUGCCUCAUCACUUGGAAAUCCAUUGGUUCUCAAUUAUUAACUCAUGUGUGACAGUUCUCCUGUUGACUGGUUUUCUUGCCACAAUUCUCAUGCGAGUCCUUAAGAAUGAUUUUGUCAAGUAUGCACAUGAUGAGGAGUCGGCUGAAGACCAAGAAGAGACUGGAUGGAAGUACAUCCACGGCGAUGUAUUUAGAUACCCAAAGUAUAAGUCUGUACUUGCGGCAGCAGUUGGUUCUGGUACCCAGCUGUUUACUCUCACAAUUUUUAUUUUCUUGCUCGCACUAGUUGGUGUGUUUUAUCCUUAUAAUCGCGGAGCUCUUUUCACUGCACUAGUUGUCAUAUAUGCCCUUACAGCUGGAAUUGCUGGCUACACUGCAGCCUCUUUCUUUUGCCAACUGGAAGGAACAAACUGGGUCAGAAACUUGUUAUUAACUGGAAGCCUGUUUUGUGGACCACUGUUUCUCACUUUCUGCUUUCUUAAUACUGUUGCAAUCGCUUAUAGUGCCACUGCAGCGUUGCCAUUUGGAACGAUUGUGGUGAUUUUUCUUAUUUGGGCUCUGGUGACAACACCAUUGCUGGUUCUGGGUGGGAUUGCAGGGAAGAAUAGCAAGGCUGAGUUUCAGGCUCCUUGCCGCACCACUAAAUAUCCCAGAGAGAUUCCUUCUUUGCCUUGGUAUCGGAAAUCUCUUCCUCAGAUGGCCAUGGCAGGGUUCUUGCCUUUCAGUGCAAUCUAUAUUGAGCUUUACUACAUAUUUGCCAGUGUUUGGGGUCACAGGAUCUACACCAUAUACAGCAUCUUGUUCAUUGUCUUCAUCAUUCUCUUGAUUGUCACUGCUUUUAUAACAGUGGCAUUGACAUAUUUCCAACUUGCUGCUGAAGACCAUGAGUGGUGGUGGAGGUCUUUCCUCUGCGGUGGAUCAACUGGCUUGUUCAUUUAUGGCUAUUGCUUGUAUUACUACUUUGCAAGAUCAGAUAUGUCCGGCUUCAUGCAAACCUCAUUUUUCUUCGGCUACAUGGCCUGUGUUUGUUAUGGUUUCUUCCUCAUGCUUGGAAGCAUCGGUUUCCGUGCUUCCUUGUUCUUUGUCCGCCACAUUUACCGCUCAAUCAAGUGCGAGAGAAGCAACAGUUGGCUGGGAAAAUGUGUUCUAGGAUCGCCCAAGCUAUAUUCCACUGCUUUGGAGGAUGAUUGCACAUUACAUGGAGGACUUUUGAAUUUGACCUCACCAGCUGACCUAGCUACAUGCUUCCACUGCAUGAGAGCGAAAAUGGAGAAGAAACUAGUGCCAUGUUUGGUAGCAUAUGUUUUGAUCUUAUGCAGCGUGACCCAUGUUAGAUCAGAUGCAUCUAAUCAUCGUUACAAUAGAGGAGAUGAUGUCCCACUUUAUGUUAACAAGGUUGGACCUUUUCACAAUCCCAGUGAAACAUACCGCUAUUUUGAUCUUCCUUUUUGUUCAUCAGGUCCUACAAAGGACAAGAAGGAAGCCCUUGGUGAAGUGUUGAAUGGGGAUCGUUUAGUCACUGCCCCAUACAAACUUGACUUUUUAAAUGACAAAGACUCCGAAAUUGCUUGCAAAAACAAGCUGACAAAGGAGCAAGUUGCUCAGUUUCGAGAAGCAGUUUCCAAGGACUACUACUUCCAAAUGUACUAUGAUGACUUGCCCAUUUGGGGUUUCUUGGGGAAAGUUGAAAAGGAAGGCAAGAAUGACCCUAGCGAAUACAAAUAUUACCUCUUUAAGCAUCUUCACUUCACCAUCUUUUACAAUAAGGAUCGCGUCAUUGAGGUCACUGCACAAUCAGAUCUGAACAAUGUUGUGGACCUUACUGAAGAUAAGGAAGUCAAUGUGGAGUUCAUGUAUUCAGUUAAAUGGAAGGAAACAGAAAUUCCAUUUGAGAAAAGGAUGGACAAGUAUUCUCAGUCUUCUUCACUGCCUCAUCACUUGGAAAUUCAUUGGUUCUCCAUUAUUAACUCAUGUGUGACAGUUCUCCUGUUGACUGGUUUUCUUGCCACAAUUCUCAUGCGAGUCCUGAAGAAUGAUUUUGUCAAGUAUGCUCACGAUGAGGAGUCAACUGAAGACCAAGAAGAGACUGGGUGGAAGUACAUCCACGGUGAUGUAUUUAGAUACCCAAAGUAUAAGUCUGUACUAGCGGCAGCAGUUGGUUCUGGUACCCAGCUGUUUACUCUCACAAUUUUUAUUUUCUUGCUCGCACUAGUUGGUGUCUUUUAUCCUUAUAAUCGUGGAGCUCUUUUCACCGCCCUGGUUGUUAUAUAUGCCCUUACAGCUGGGAUUGCUGGCUACACUGCAGCCUCUUUCUAUUGCCAACUGGAAGGAACAAACUGGGUCAGGAACUUGUUAUUAACUGGAGGCCUAUUUUGCGGACCUCUGUUCCUCACUUUCUGCUUUCUUAAUACUGUUGCAAUUGGGUAUAGCGCCACUGCAGCAUUGCCAUUUGGAACAAUAGUGGUGAUAUUUCUUAUUUGGGCUUUGGUGACAACACCAUUGCUGGUUCUGGGUGGGAUUGCAGGGAAGAAUAGCAAGGCUGAGUUUCAGGCUCCUUGCCGCACCACUAAAUAUCCCAGAGAGAUUCCUCCGCUGCCUUGGUAUCGGAAAUCACUUCCUCAGAUGGCCAUGGCAGGGUUCUUGCCUUUCAGUGCAAUCUAUAUUGAGCUUUAUUACAUAUUUGCCAGUGUUUGGGGUCACAGGAUCUACACCAUAUACAGCAUCUUGUUCAUUGUCUUCAUCAUUCUCUUGAUUGUCACUGCUUUUAUAACAGUGGCAUUGACAUAUUUCCAACUUGCUGCUGAAGACCAUGAGUGGUGGUGGAGGUCUUUCCUCUGCGGUGGAUCAACUGGAUUGUUCAUUUAUGGCUAUUGCUUGUAUUACUACUAUGCAAGAUCAGAUAUGACUGGUUUCAUGCAAACCUCAUUUUUCUUUGGCUACAUGGCUUGCGUUUGCUAUGGUUUCUUCCUCAUGCUAGGCUCCAUUGGUUUCCGCGCUUCCUUGUUUUUUGUCCGCCACAUUUACCGUUCAAUCAAGUGCGAAUAG